AUGGUUAAAAUAAGAGAUACAACAAUACCGCUAUCGUGGAGUGAUCAAUGCAAAACACCAACAGCUAAUCAUCAUCAAUUGGAGAGUCCGGCAAUAAAGACUGCUUUGGCGCCCUACAACUAUCCGCAAGAAACAGCAGUAACAUCAUGCACGACAGCAACUGGUACUCACUACUCCAUUGUCACCACAUCAGCAGCAGCUCUAAGUUCAACAACAACUUCAUCCACUUCUCCUGAACCAAUCCAUACACCUUCAACUCUCAUUCAAACCGCAACACGUAGUGCUGAAUGUAGCGCACCGUCUACACUGAUCGCAUCGUCAUCACCAAGAAACCGCGAUAAGCAGUCGCCAAACAAACUCGAACUCGAAAAUAAUAACAAAAAACAAAAGAAUAAAAUGCAAAGCUCUACACAAACAACUCUACAAGAGUAUUGGUUAGGCAAUCCAGCUUCAUCAAAUAGGUUCGAUCUCUUGGAUGUAGAACCAAAUAUCAAUAAGCCAGAAAGCAACCCAGUAGAAAAAGAUCCAGGUACGCAGCGUGCACAAAAACCGCCACCAAUAUAUUGCUCAACUUACUCUGAUAAUAAUGUACAUGUAGAAACAAGAGAAACUAUGGUUAAAAUAAGAGAUACAACAAUACCACUAUCGUGGAGUGAUCAAUGCAAAACACCAACAGCUAAUCAUCAUCAAUUGGAGAGUCCGGCAAUAAAGACUGCUUUGGCGCCCUACAACUAUCCGCAAGAAACAGCAGUAACAUCAUGCACGACAGCAACUGGUACUCACUACUCCAUUGUCACCACAUCAGCAGCAGCUCUAAGUUCAACAACAACUUCAUCCACUUCUCCUGAACCAAUCCAUACACCUUCAACUCUCAUUCAAACCGCAACACGUAGUGCUGAAUGUAGCGCACCGUCUACACUGAUCGCAUCGUCAUCACCAAGAAACCGCGAUAAGCAAUCGCCAAACAAACUCGAACUCGAAAAUAAUAACAAAAAACAAAAGAAUAAAAUGCAAAGCUCUACACAAACAACUCUACAAGAGUAUUGGUUAGGCAAUCCAGUUUCAUCAAAUAGGUUCGAUCUCUUGGAUGUAGAACCAAAUAUCAAUAAGCCAGAAAGCAACCCAGUAGAAAAAGAUCCAGGUACGCAGCGUGCACAAAAACCGCCACCAAUAUAUUGCUCAACUUACUCUGAUAAUAAUGUACAUGUAGAAACAAGAGAAACUAUGGUUAAAAUAAGAGAUACAACAAUACCGCUAUCGUGGAGUGAUCAAUGCAAAACACCAACAGCUAAUCGUCAUCAAUUGGAGAGUCCGGCAAUAAAGACUGCUUUGGCGCCCUACAACUAUCCGCAAGAAACAGCAGUAACAUCUUGCACGACAGCAACUGGUACUCACUACUCCAUUGUCACCACAUCAGCAGCAGCUCUAAGUUCAACAACAACUUCAUCCACUUCUCCUGAACCAAUCCAUACACCUUCAACUCUCAUUCAAACCGCAACACGUAGUGCUGAAUGUAGCGCACCGUCUACACUGAUCGCAUCGUCAUCACCAAGAAACCGCGAUAAGCAAUCGCCAAACAAACUCGAACUCGAAAAUAAUAACAAAAAACAAAAGAAUAAAAUGCAAAGCUCUACACAAACAACUCUACAAGAGUAUUGGUUAGGCAAUCCAGUUUCAUCAAAUAGGUUCGAUCUCUUGGAUGUAGAACCAAAUAUCAAUAAGCCAGAAAGCAACCCAGUAGAAAAAGAUCCAGGUACGCAGCGUGCACAAAAACCGCCACCAAUAUAUUGCUCAACUUACUCUGAUAAUAAUGUACAUGUAGAAACAAGAGAAACUAUGGUUAAAAUAAGAGAUACAACAAUACCGCUAUCGUGGAGUGAUCAAUGCAAAACACCAACAGCUAAUCGUCAUCAAUUGGAGAGUCCGGCAAUAAAGACUGCUUUGGCGCCCUACAACUAUCCGCAAGAAACAGCAGUAACAUCUUGCACGACAGCAACUGGUACUCACUACUCCAUUGUCACCACAUCAGCAGCAGCUCUAAGUUCAACAACAACUUCAUCCACUUCUCCUGAACCAAUCCAUACACCUUCAACUCUCAUUCAAACCGCAACACGUAGUGCUGAAUGUAGCGCACCGUCUACACUGAUCGCAUCGUCAUCACCAAGAAACCGCGAUAAGCAAUCGCCAAACAAACUCGAACUCGAAAAUAAUAACAAAAAACAAAAGAAUAAAAUGCAAAGCUCUACACAAACAACUCUACAAGAGUAUUGGUUAGGCAAUCCAGCUUCAUCAAAUAGGUUCGAUCUCUUGGAUGUAGAACCAAAUAUCAAUAAGCCAGAAAGCAACCCAGUAGAAAAAGAUCCAGGUACGCAGCGUGCACAAAAACCGCCACCAAUAUAUGUAGAAACAAGAGAAACUAUGGUUAAAAUAAGAGAUACAACAAUACCGCUAUCGUGGAGUGAUCAAUGCAAAACACCAACAGCUAAUCAUCAUCAAUUGGAGAGUCCGGCAAUAAAGACUGCUUUGGCGCCCUACAACUAUCCGCAAGAAACAGCAGUAACAUCAUGCACGACAGCAACUGGUACUCACUACUCCAUUGUCACCACAUCAGCAGCAGCUCUAAGUUCAACAACAACUUCAUCCACUUCUCCUGAACCAAUCCAUACACCUUCAACUCUCAUUCAAACCGCAACACGUAGUGCUGAAUGUAGCGCACCAUCUACACUGAUCGCAUCGUCAUCACCAAGAAACCGCGAUAAGCAAUCGCCAAACAAACUCGAACUCGAAAAUAAUAACAAAAAACAAAAGAAUAAAAUGCAAAGCUCUACACAAACAACUCUACAAGAGUAUUCGUUAGGCAAUCCAGCUUCAUCAAAUAGGUUCGAUCUCUUGGAUGUAGAACCAAAUAUCAAUAAGCCAGAAAGCAACCCAAUAGAAAAAGAUCCAGGUACGCAGCGUGCACAAAAACCGCCACCAAUAUAUGUGCAAAUUGUUUCGACAGCAGGGAAAAACACUCCUCAGACGGCUGAGAGAACUAGAGCCAAAGAAAGCCCAAGAGCUGCAACCCAGAUUGCAACAAAGUCUCCAGUUGCUAAAAAGAGGAAAAGCGACUCUGAUUCUUCCCGGCCACAAACUGUAAAUCAACCCAUGCAGAGGGAAGAGUGGAAAAAGGUAGAGAAGAAAAAGAAAUCGCUGAAAAACAGAAAAGGCACCAUCAGGCCAAUGUCGGACGCCAUUAUUAUCGAGAAAAAGGCGGGCGGUACAUCAUAUGCGGAUAUGCUGCGAGCAGUAAAGCACAGCGAAGAACUGAAGGACCUUAGCGAAAAAGUUAAGACGAUGCGACCUACAAAAAAAGGUGGCCUUCUUAUAGAAUUUAAAAGGAGCAAGGAUGUUGAGGCCAGUAGUUACCAAAUGGCUAUUGAAAAAGCGCUGGACGGUGUAGCGUCGGUGAACCUGAAGACGCAUACAGUCACAAUCCAAUGUAAAGGUCUUAUCACUGACCUGAACACGGAGGAGGAGCUACUUGAAGCGAUUACUCAGCAGGCGCAGGUGAAAAAUCUAAAGAUGUCGGCGAUACGAAGCACACGCACCAUUCCAGGAGGUACACAGUCAAUGUAUUUAUCGUUGCGUGCAGAUGAUGCCAAAAAGGUGCUGGAGCUAGGACAUCUCAAAGUAGGAUGGGUAAGAUGUCGAGUAACAGAAGUUACAUCACCGAGACGGUGCUACAGAUGCUGGGCAUACGAUCACGGAGCAACCGCGUGUAAAGAACCCGAUCGCACCAAAUUGUGCAGACGAUGUGGAAAAGAAGGCCACCAAGCAGCAAGCUGCAAAAACGAUGAAAAAUGUGCGCUGUGUACCGGAGCACAUGCAGCUGGCAGCGCAAAGUGCCCGCGCUACCAAGAGGCGGUGCGUCUUAGAAAAACAUGA
Messenger RNA from Anastrepha ludens (Mexican fruit fly), 3927 nucleotides. RefSeq names its product mucin-5AC-like. Gene Ontology annotation, molecular function: nucleic acid binding; zinc ion binding. The transcript is spliced from 11 exons. The coding region runs from base 1 to 3927 and encodes 1308 amino acids. Lineage: Eukaryota; Metazoa; Arthropoda; Insecta; Diptera; Tephritidae. The record is from RefSeq and is a predicted model, not a curated record.